GCUUUCCAGGUUUUUUUCUUUCGGUAAAGAUCUUCCUCUUCGUCGGCUUCAUCCACCACUUCUUCUUCCCCACUGGCAGCCUCUUCCGAAUGAUGAUUGCCCAAAGACGAGUGGUUUCGGAUGCGGCUAAUCUCGAUAUCAGAUGUCCACCACGUGUUUGACUUCCGCCAGCCAACAAAAUCUCAACGUACCAGUUAUAUCUAGUGCCUCUCAAAAAGGCAUUCAACAAAAGCAGCAAGGGAAGGCAUUUUUAACACCGACAUUGCGAACUAGUCAUUCACCCUCGUAUGUUUUACCCCACUCGAGUCGGAAAAUUCAAAGUGCUUCGGUCGACAGAAAUAAACUUCAGUUGCCGUCGUUUGUGUUUGCUCAACAGCAUAAUCGAAAUACAAGUCCUUCAUCUCCUCGCAACAUUCAAGACAGAUUAAUUCCAUGUCGUUCCCAAACGGAUAUGCAAUUGGCCCAACAUCUUUUGUCGCCAAUGUCUCAUCGUCCUGGCGGUGUAGGUGAAAAUGAUACUGAGCAACAAGACAGCUGUCGUCAAGUCACGCGAAUUCUGAAUUUCGGAAAUAAAACUACGAAAGCGAAACCACUAAGUCUUGUUACGGCCUCUUUAGCUUAUGGCACGAACGUUCAUGCCAAAUCGAAAUUUAAAAUCCCCACGAAACCUGAUCGAGUUAUGGCUGCCCCAGGGACUUUUCUCGAAUGUGGUUUCCAAAGCGCACAUUGGGCGCCAUCGGCAAAUUUGGUUGUGGCCUUAGAAACGGGCGUUUACGUAUGUAAAAUUAACGAGGACUGUAACGUGUCCGAGAUUCGCAACAAUACCCAUGAUCCGGAAAACCCAUUCUGUCAUGUUAUCUGGGAUAACAGUGGUGACGCGGUCAUUUGUGGUAAAAUGAGCGGCGAAAUUCAAAUCUACGAUGUUCGCAGUCUCUUUUGUCGAAAUAAGUGGUACCUGACGGCUAAACAAACACUUCGAUCAAUUGCUCUCGAACAAGAACACCUACUCACCUGCGGCACCGUAGGACACGGCGUUCGGAUUUAUGACCUCCGCCAAACUGGUGGAGAGUCCCCUGAACCCAUUUUAUCCCUAAAAUCGCGUUCGAGUGUCAAUUGCCUCUCCUGGUCUACCAACGGCCACCUAUUUGCUGGGGGCUGCGAAUCUGGAUUCACCUGUUUAUGGGAUGUCCGUCGUCCAUCUAAAGAAAUGAUGAUCUUUAAAACGCAGGACAAAAAUCCUGUCCAAGUUGUGAAUUGGUGUUCUUGGAAACCAAGCAUUCUGUUUUGCGGUUCCAGUUUUCCUCGACCUAGCAUCUGCAUUCAAAACACGGCCACAGGAAUGCUAGUGGGCGACUUUGAAUGUGCUUCGGAAAUUUCGGGUAUCCAUUUCAACGCACAGCUGAAACAGGUUGCUUCGUCACACCAUUCCAGUCUUCAAGAUGCGACGGAGAGCCACGCGAUGCACGGAAAAGAAAGCUCAGUUCAGCUGUGGAAAUUCAAUUCUGAUAAACUAAAUCCUAUACUGGAACUAGGCCAGCAUGAAGAAGGUAUUGUCAGCAUGGCCGCAUCCGUCAACAGCAGUCAAUUGGUAACAAUGGGAGUCGAUGAGCUUUUGUGUUUAUGGCACUGGAACGAAACCGCCCAUCAUUCAAACUCGCACAAGGCGGGGUUCCAAACCGCACGUAGUCAAUUGGAUUCAGCCAACCUUAUCCGCUAG
Daphnia carinata is the source of this 1717-nucleotide messenger RNA. RefSeq lists its product as uncharacterized. Gene Ontology annotation, molecular function: protein binding; ubiquitin ligase activator activity; anaphase-promoting complex binding. The transcript has 11 exons. Gene Ontology annotation, biological process: positive regulation of anaphase-promoting complex-dependent catabolic process; positive regulation of ubiquitin protein ligase activity; anaphase-promoting complex-dependent catabolic process. Gene Ontology annotation, cellular component: anaphase-promoting complex. Lineage: Eukaryota; Metazoa; Arthropoda; Branchiopoda; Diplostraca; Daphniidae. Bases 143 to 1717 code for a protein of 524 amino acids. The record is from RefSeq and is a predicted model, not a curated record.